UUUGUCUCCAGUCCAGUUGCAGAGUGGAGAGUAGAGGAGACUCUCCAACACUUUGCAGGAGCUUCUUUUUUUUUGUGCUGAGAGUCUCACCUCAUCCAGCCAGCCAGCCAGCCAGCCUGAGGAGAGGAUGAUGAGCGGAUCUGUGUCUGGGCUUCCUCUUCAUUUGGUCUGAUGUUUCCCCUCCGAGCGUCUUUUUGCAGAGAAUGCUACUUCUCGUUUUUGCGACUUUAUGUGGAGUCCUUCUCGACGCAGGAGAUGCCCUUCAGAUCCAGUGCUACCAGUGUGAGGAGAUGAAGCAAAACGACUGCUCCACGCCGGAGUACAUCGUCAACUGCACCGUCAACGUACAGGACAUGUGUCAGAAGGAGGUGCUGGUCAAACCCGAUGGAAUACAUUAUCGUAAGUCCUGCGCGUCCUCCGGGGCUUGCCUCAUCGCCUCCUCCGGCUACCAGCAGUUCUGCACCGGCAGGGUAAACUCAGUCUGCAUCUCCUGCUGCAACACGCCGCUCUGCAACGGGCCCAGGAGGAAGCGCCCCGUCAACUCGGCGGCGACGUCCAACCGGCCGCUCCUCCUCUUCUUGACCUUCUUCCUGCCGCUGCUGACGCUCCUCCAUAUGACGUAGACUGAGGAUGUCAUCAUGUCUCCGCUGUACAGUUUGUUUUCUUUAGUCUAAAACCACAGAAAAGAAGAGAAACCUCACUUUGUUGCUUUUGUUUCGGGUUCAUUUAAUUCCACACUAACUAAAUUUAGAGCUUUUAAUCUUGGCAUGUCGUAUUGUAAAGUUUAGAGGGAAAUCAAACCAGGUUGUCCUGGCAACUUCAGCUAAACAGGAUAAACCUAUUUGCACUUUUUGCUGUAAUUAACCUUCUACUGUACGGUGACCUUUUGGCUACAUGAAAAAAUAACUGCUUAUAAACUUUGCCAGGCCUCCAUUAAAGGACAGGGUUGACAUUCUGGGAAAUACGCUUAAUCACUUUCUGGUGGAGAGUUUGAUGAGAACCGCUCAUCGCUCGUUGACUUCAGGGAAGUGAAACAGAGUUGUAACGCUGUAAAGGCCCACUGCGGACGACAUGCUGGACAGUCUGCAGAGUCCUGAAGCCCCGCCCCUGCUGCUGCAGAGCAUAGUUCGCUUGUUUAUUCAAAGUUUAUUAAUAUUGAACGUGUCCUGUGCACUCAAAGCACUCCAUGGGGUCGGCAGCAAUACACCCGCCAAGUGUGAAGUCCAUCCAAUGAGCGGUUCUCGAGAUAAGCAAAGGACACACGGAACGACAGAGGUGAUUCCUUGCUUUAUUGUUAGAUUACUACAGUCUGUAACUGGUUAGCGUAGCUUAGCACAAUGACUGAAAACAGGGGGAAACAGCUAGCCUGGCUCUGUCGGAAGGUAACAAAAUUACCUGGUUGGAUGCAGUCGCCUGGCAACCAGUGAAGACUCAAAAAUAUCAUAUUUUAACCCCCAUAAAACGGCAAAUUAUUAUAUUUUGAAACUUCAGUUUUUGCAUGGAUUAAACAAAUGAGAUAUAAUAUGUUAUUUAGAGAGGUGGGAGGUGGAGUUUGUUAUCCUCAGACAUACGUAACCAUGGUAGCUGUUUCCAUCUUUGUGCUAAUAAGCAAAGCUAACUGUAUUAUUAACAUGAAAUCAAUAUUUAAUUUUUAAACAUCAUGGUUAUCGUUAAUAUCGUUAUAUCACGACACCCCUAUAAUUAACACUUUAUAUUGUAAUAAUAAAAAAAUUGUAAAAACAUCAAUUUGCCGUUUUACAGGCGGUUGAGUACUGGGCUAUUUCUUGGCUGGAUGCAGUUGCCUAGCAACCAGUGAUGACUACACUGGUCCUGACCAAACAAAUAUCAUAUUAUUAACUCCAUAAAUGUUGAAUUAUCAGCGAAUUAUCAUUUUUAAAUGUCAUUUUUUGCAUGGAUUUAACAAAUGAGAUAUGUGACGUGUUGUUAUCCUCAGACACAACCAAGCUAAGUGGCUGCUCGCUGUAUAGCCUUAUACUUAAUGGACAGAUGUGGGAGCAGAAUCAGCGUAUUUCCCAAAAUGUCUACAUGUCUUGCAUACAAUGCAUACAAUGAUAAUUUACGCACAUUUUCAUUGUCAGAGGUUCACCCUGGAGCUGUGAUACACUAAAGGAGCAGAUUUGGACACCACACUGGCUUCAUAUCCACUCAGCGUGGAGAUAAACUGUUAAUCAGAUCGAUAUAACACCGUAACCACUGAGAGUGACACUGGAAAACUGGAGAAGUGGAAGCACAUCAAGCUUUCUGAAUCAUUUUCUGCCAUGAAGGACCAUCCAGUCUGCAGUCCAGGCAUCUCUCAGUGUCCUUUACUUGUUUGUGAAGUGGAGCGUUUUGUGAGGAAGCGGUUAUUUUCUGGUUAUUACAUGCUGUAAAAGGUGCUGGUAGAAGUUAUUGUGGAAAAUGAUAUCUCUAAGCUUUUAGUUUGUGGGCUUUUGUUGAGUUAUGGUUUGAAACAGCGCUGUUGGUUUUCUUUUAAUGCUGUUGUUGCUCAGAAAACACAGAUUUUGACAGAACUGACAUUACAAACCCAAAAUAUACUUAUACUGUACAUCAUGAUGAAGCGUUCUGAGGUCUCUUGCAGCUUAAUAAUUAUCAUAUAUAUGCAUAUUUUCCACUGCCGUACAGUAUUGAUUGACAUUUACUUGGAAUAUGAAAGAUGCUGAAAUGGAUUUGGAAAGACUAUUUGCGUUAUUGCUCAUUAAUCCUCGCUCUAAAAGUCGAUUCUGUCGUACAAGAAGCUGAUUAAAUGUAUUAAUUAGACAUUAAUAUCCCACCUGGUACAAUGAUUUAUAUGACAUAGACAUAGUGCAAUAUAAGAACAAGCUAUAAGCACAAAUACAUUCUCACUAGAGAGAUGCUUCAGGGUGAUUUCAGACAUAUUUAAGUUAAUAUUCCUUUAAAAUAAUUAAACAUUUGCCCAAAUCAUAGCUAAUAUUGCAUGCAGCCAAAGCUGUAGACCAAAUACUGUAUUUUCAGAAUAAAUCUGGCUUACUGUAUGAUGUUAUUUCCAUGUCCAGAUGGACUCAUAAAGUUUUAUUUGACUGCUUUAAUUUGAUUGUUUUGUUCAAUCUGUACAGUAUUCUAUUUAUAUGUAGUGAAUGUGCUGUAGAAGACAACAAUGCAGGCAUUCUCUAACUGUAUUUUAAUGACGGUAUUAAUGAUAUAGAGCCGAGCAAAAGCAGAGCAAGAAUGUUGUAUAUUGAUAAAUAUUAUAUUUCAGAGCAUUAUUUAACUGUUCUGGACACAAAAAUAAGAGAUGCGAUAAAUGUUCAUGGCAGUUUUCUGACUGGUCUUCUGUGAAGAGUAACUCUGUAUUCUGCUGAUGUGUGAUGUAAAUAAAUGUUGCAGAAAAACUGA
Sebastes umbrosus (honeycomb rockfish) is the source of this 3375-nucleotide messenger RNA. RefSeq names its product ly6/PLAUR domain-containing protein 1-like. Bases 204 to 623 code for a protein of 139 amino acids. The transcript has 3 exons. Gene Ontology annotation, biological process: acetylcholine receptor signaling pathway. Gene Ontology annotation, molecular function: acetylcholine receptor inhibitor activity. NCBI's taxonomy places the organism in Eukaryota, Metazoa, Chordata, Actinopteri, Perciformes, Sebastidae. The record is from RefSeq and is a predicted model, not a curated record.